CAGCUGCGACGUGGCCGGCUUCUUCUGCCCGGGCGGGGACGUCACUUCCGCCGAAUCCCUGACCUGCUGCUAGGAUCGCGACGGGAACUGGAGCCCGAGGUCCCCGCGCGGACCGGGCCUGGCGCCCCGAGGGGAAGCGCAGCCCAGCCCGAGCCAUGACGGACGGGAUCCUAGGGAAGGCAGCCACAAUGGAGAUCCCCAUCCAUGGGAAUGGCGAAGCUGGGCAGCUUCCUGAAGAUGAUGGGCUGGAGCAGGACCUCCAGCAGGUGAUGGUGUCAGGACCCAACCUCAAUGAAACCAGCGUUGUGUCUGGUGGCUAUGGGGGCUCUGGUGACGGACUCAUCCCCACAGGGUCUGGCCGCCAUCCAUCUCACAGUGCCACUCCUGCGGGCCCCGGAGAUGAGGUGGCUCGGGGCAUCGCUGGAGAGAAGUUCGACAUCGUCAAGAAAUGGGGCAUCAACACAUAUAAGUGCACAAAGCAGCUGAUAUCAGAGCGAUUUGGCCGAGGCUCUCGGACUGUGGACCUGGAGCUGGAGCUGCAGAUUGAGCUGCUGCGUGAGACAAAGCGCAAGUAUGAGAGUGUCCUGCAGCUGGGCCGGGCGCUGACAGCCCACCUCUACAGCCUGCUGCAGACCCAGCAUGCACUAGGUGACGCCUUUGCUGACCUGAGCCAGAAGUCCCCAGAGCUUCAGGAGGAAUUUGGCUACAACGCAGAGACGCAGAAGCUGCUGUGCAAGAAUGGAGAGACACUGCUAGGGGCUGUGAACUUCUUCGUCUCUAGCAUCAAUACAUUGGUCACCAAGACCAUGGAAGACACACUCAUGACUGUCAAACAGUAUGAGGCUGCCAGGCUGGAGUAUGAUGCCUACCGCACAGACUUAGAGGAGCUGAGCCUAGGCCCUCGGGAUGCAGGGACACGUGGUCGACUUGAGACUGCCCAGGCCACUUUCCAGGCCCAUCGGGACAAAUAUGAGAAGCUGCGGGGAGAUGUGGCCAUCAAGCUCAAGUUCCUGGAAGAGAACAAGAUCAAGGUGAUGCACAAGCAGCUGCUGCUCUUCCACAAUGCCGUGUCCGCCUACUUUGCUGGGAACCAGAAACAACUGGAGCAGACCCUGCAGCAGUUCAACAUCAAGCUGAGGCCUCCGGGAGCUGAGAAGCCCUCCUGGCUAGAGGAGCAGUGAGCCGCUCCCAGACCAACCCGGCUAUCAUAAAGACACUGGGAGGGGCAGUCCCAGGGUGGGGGAGAUCGCACACGGGACGUCCCUUGCCACCUGCCCUCAGGCAUGGGCUCCUUUCCCCUUGCUGGGGACUGACACCAGUUUUGCCCACAUUGCUGUGGGUAGGGAUGGGGCCUGCAGGCCGAGCAGCAGCUGCCCUGUCCCAUAUCUUCCUGGCCACUGGGCUUUGUUCCCAGAUCUCUUCCUUCCACUCCACAGCCAAAGGCUAUGACAAAACUCCUCCCUGGCCAAUGGUAUUGCUCAGGCCUGUCCCCAGCUCCUGGGGUGUGCCCCCCGACCAACGGCAGAGCCUCAAAAGGCCCUGUCAGCCAAAGGCAGCUCUUCUUGGGCUCCCCUGGGCCAAUGAUGUUGCCUCCAAUACCCUUUGUCCCUCCUCUAUGCGUGCCCGUUGCAGAGAAAGGGACUUGGGACCAAAGGGGUGGGAAUAAUGGGGAGCCCCAUUUCUGGCCCUGCAUCAGAAUGGGCACCCCCUCACCCAUCCACCCAGUUUCAUUGUGCUUAGAGCCCUGGAAGAUUGGGACCUAGCACUAGGAAUAAACCUUUCGUAAAAGCAG
This is a messenger RNA of Pipistrellus kuhlii (Kuhl's pipistrelle), 1792 nucleotides long. RefSeq names its product ADP ribosylation factor interacting protein 2 (gene ARFIP2). Gene Ontology annotation, cellular component: trans-Golgi network membrane. Gene Ontology annotation, molecular function: phospholipid binding; protein domain specific binding. The coding region runs from base 156 to 1181 and encodes 341 amino acids. The record is from RefSeq and is a predicted model, not a curated record. The transcript has 8 exons. Gene Ontology annotation, biological process: intracellular protein transport; regulation of Arp2/3 complex-mediated actin nucleation. NCBI's taxonomy places the organism in Eukaryota, Metazoa, Chordata, Mammalia, Chiroptera, Vespertilionidae.